AAAAGAAAACAAACAAGCAUUUUUAAUAAAAUUCAUAAAAAUUUAAUAAUUCCAUUUUAUUAUUAUUAAAAUGGCAAAUGAUCGUGAAGUUUUACGUAUUGUUUGGGAAGGACAGAUUCCAGUUUGUUUUCAAGCUGAUUCUGAUGAAAUAGCUGGACUACAACAGCCCAAUCAAUUCUAUUUAAUGGUUUCUCGAUUGAGUUACCUUCCUCUAGUUACGGAUAAAGUGAAAAAAUAUUUUAAUAGAUAUAUUGCUAAUGACCAACAAGAUGGUAACGUUUGGUUUGAUUAUAAUGGAAUUCCCUUAAAGUUGCACUAUCCAAUUGGAGUAUUAUUUGAUUUGUAUCACUCCGAGGAAGAUGAUCUUCCAUGGAAUUUGACAAUUCAUUUUUCCAAAUUUCCUGAAGAUGUUCUAGUCAAAUUUGCAACAAAAGACAUCUUAGAAGCGCAUUUUAUGUCUUGUUUAAAAGAAGCAGAUGUUCUCAAACAUCGGGGACAAGUUAUUUCGGCAAUGCAGAAAAAAGAUCAUAAUCAAUUGUGGUUGGGUUUGGUUAAUGAUAAGUUUGAUCAGUUUUGGGCUGUUAAUAGGCGACUAAUGGAACCAACUGGAGAUCAUGAAUCAUUUAAGAACAUUCCUGUUAGAUUUUAUAAUGAGGAUGGGACAUACCUACAAAAAUUAAUAGCCCCGCUCAACGAAUCUGGGCAAAAAAGGACAAUUCAAGAUCUUCUAACCGAAUUUUCAACACCUGUUCGACACGCCGUUGGUAUUCGCACUCAUGGCAUCGAUAUUCACGUCGAUACACCUUUACAAUGGAUGUCCGAACACCUGAGUUAUCCUGACAACUUCCUUCAUCUUUUCAUAAACUAUGAAAAUGCCUAACGUUGUUGUUUGUAACCUGCGCAUUGGCAAUGACUUAUUUUUUUUUUUAAAUUCUUAUCAUGAAUUUGAUCUGGGAUGCUUCUUAUACUCAUUAUUAUUUGUGUUUCCUUUAUUGCAUUAAAUUUAUUAAUAUAUUCAGCUUUGUUGUCAGCACAACUGUAUUUCUAUAAUAAUGUAAUAAUAUAAUAUUUAAAACAUUGUCAUAUUUUACGUCAAACAAAAAAGUAUAUAAAUAAA
Molecule: messenger RNA, 1117 nt
Organism: Episyrphus balteatus (marmalade hoverfly)
Lineage: Eukaryota; Metazoa; Arthropoda; Insecta; Diptera; Syrphidae
Gene: Atg5
Product: autophagy protein 5
Exons: 7
Coding region: 71-880 (269 amino acids)
Biological process (GO): nucleophagy; autophagy of mitochondrion; cellular response to nitrogen starvation
Cellular component (GO): Atg12-Atg5-Atg16 complex; cytoplasm; phagophore assembly site membrane
Source: RefSeq, a predicted model, not a curated record